AACUUUCACCUUUGACCCGCAUGAAGAGGAUGCGAGCGUGGCCGAUGGAGAAGCAUGUCUCAAAUUCAAUGACAUUUUGGACGUUUUCGCCUUACUACGGCGACCUAUAGCGAAGAAAAAAUGGAGCAAGAACUCGCGGCACUAGUCCAGCAGCUUAUCGGGGCAGUAGAAGUCGCCAUGAGCCCCAUGUCUGCUUCACAACAGCGGCAAGAAGCGUAUCAGCUCUGCGAAAACUUUAAGGAACACUCUCCACACUGCGCAGCUUGUGGUCUGCAGCUGGCACAAAAAAACAACAAUCCUGUCAUCAGACACUUUGGGCUCCAGCUACUGGAACACUGUGCUAAAUUUCGCUGGAAUUCCUGGCAGCCGCCAGAGAAGGUUCAGUUUAAGGACACUGUGCUGAAAAUGAUGGCAGAGGGAGUGGAAAAUAUCUUAACUGAGCAGCCGUACAUCAAGGAUGCGCUGUCCAAGAUUGUUGUGGAGUUGAUCAAGAGAGAAUGGCCGCAGCACUGGCCUACUAUGAUGGAGGAGCUCAGCAGGGUGGCUGCACUGGGGGAGACACAGACAGAGCUGGUACUGCUAAUCUUCCUGCGGUUGGUGGAGGACAUCGUAGCUUUCCAGAAUUUGCCAACUCAGCGCAGGAAGGACAUCCUGCAGUGUCUGACGGCCCACAUGGGGGAGCUGUUUACCUUCUUCACUACCACCCUGCAGACUCACACCAUGCAGUACCAUCAGCUGGCUCGCAGUCUUGGGGAAGCAGAGAAAGUCAAGGCUCAGUGCCACUGCCGUGUGGCGCAGGCUGUUCUCAAGACACUGUGCGGGUACGUGGAGUGGGUGUCGGUGUCCCAUGUGUUUGCUAACGAUGGGAAGCUGGUGGAGUCACUUUGCUUGUUACUGGGGCAACGGGAGUUCCAACUGCACGCCGCUGAGUGUUUACUUCUCCUGGUCAACAGAAGGGGUAGAACUGAAGAGAGAAAACCCCUAUUACUGUUGUUCAACGAUGGAGCCAUGGAUACCAUUCUAUCAGCUGCAAGCUCUGCAGACAGAGAAGCCCUGCAGAAUGAGCAGCAUUACCUGUUCCUGAAGCGCCUGUGUCAGCUGCUGGUCGGCCUGGGGCAGCAGCUGGGGACCCUCUGGGGUCCAACUGGCCUGGGAGUGGGCUGUCCAGCAAACUUCAGCAAGUACCUGUCAGCCAUCCUGUCCUUCACAGCACACAACAGCCAGAGCCUGUCCUCCCUGACUCAGGGCCUGUGGGCAGCAUUCCUCAGACAUGAGCACAUCUCCAAGGACUCUGUUUUUCUCGAGUUCGUCCCUAAAGUCCUUCAACAGGCCACCAUUAAUGUUGUCAAGACCGGCUUCCCUUCACUCUCCAACUCCCCCAGCUGUACAUACUCCCAGGUCGACUUCGACAGCGAUGAUGAGUUCAACUCGUUCUUCGCAGCAUUCCGUGCCCAAAUUGUGGAGACCGUGCGGUUGUGUACCGGCCUCAUGCCAAAGGUGGCGUUCCAUUACACAGACCAGUGUAUCCGCCAGCUCAUGGCCUCCCCUAUCAACUCCAGUGAUGCCACUGCAACUGGCCAGGGAUACUGCAACCUGACCUCCCCCUCAUUUGUGAGAUGGGACGGUCUGACCUGUUACAUGGAAGCUGUUGUCAACAAGAUAGUAAAGCUGAAUGCUGUUCAACUUGUUAUUCCUGAAGGAGUGUCUCUCUUAGAAGAUGUCUUAGGGUACAGUCCUAAGGACCCCCUAAUCCUGUCUUGUGUGCUGACUUGUGUCUCCACCCUGUUUCCAUUUGGACUGACACCAUUGACACCAUACUGCCCAUAGUACUACAGAAGAUAUUUGCUGCAGUGGUGUUUUCUCUUCCUGAACAGACGAAUGCCACCAUGCGCAGCCGAGGAGUUCAAAACGUGCGCCGCCAUGCCUGCUCUGCCCUCCUCAGGAUAUGCAGGGACAGUCCAGACAUACUUCUGGCAUCGUUUGAUCUUCUGUAUGGUUAUGUGAAGAAGCUUCUAGCUGAAGAGCCUUCAUUGACACAGAUGGAGAAAACCUCACUGUCUGAGUCCCUCAUGCUCAUCAGUAACCAGUUCAAGAAUUUUGACCGGCAGUCGGCAUUCAUACGGGAGAUGGUGGCACCCGUCAGUGCAGUCUGGCUGUCACCCACCAUGAAACAGGUUAUGUCAUCCCCAGCACUAUUCAUCUCCUCUGUGGGCAUGGAUAAACCAGCAUGUCCACCUGGCCAGAAUGACCCAGCUCAGAGGGACAGGCAACAGGUGAUGUACUGUAUCAACAUGAUGCUGG
Molecule: messenger RNA, 2301 nt
Organism: Branchiostoma belcheri (Belcher's lancelet)
Lineage: Eukaryota; Metazoa; Chordata; Leptocardii; Amphioxiformes; Branchiostomatidae
Product: exportin-5-like
Exons: 20
Coding region: 121-1827 (568 amino acids)
Biological process (GO): RNA export from nucleus; protein export from nucleus
Cellular component (GO): cytoplasm; RNA nuclear export complex; nucleus
Molecular function (GO): nuclear export signal receptor activity; small GTPase binding; RNA binding
Source: RefSeq, a predicted model, not a curated record